Scaptodrosophila lebanonensis is the source of this 584-nucleotide messenger RNA. RefSeq names its product histidine-rich glycoprotein-like. NCBI's taxonomy places the organism in Eukaryota, Metazoa, Arthropoda, Insecta, Diptera, Drosophilidae. The coding region runs from base 32 to 559 and encodes 175 amino acids. The transcript has a single exon. The record is from RefSeq and is a predicted model, not a curated record.
UCCACACCAUCAUCGUCGUCGUUUGCAUGCGAUGCGCAAAAGCACAGCGGCAGCUAAACGCAAGCAGCUGCAGCAUCUGCGUCAGCAACAAUUGCAGCAACACCAUGGUGUUUCCACAUCUCUUCUAUCUGUGGCAGCAACAGCUUCAACAUCGCGUUUGGCUGCAGCCUUGAUUUCUUCAGCGGUUGCGCUCAGUGCUGCAUCAACAUCGGCAGCGGCUGCAGCUGCUGCAGCGGCAACAGCAGCAACAACAACGACGGCUACUAUUGUAAAUAAGUCAAAUAAUCAUCAAAGCCAUAUGCAACAACCGCCACAACAACAAGCACACACGCCACUACAAUUGCAGCCAGUCUAUCAUGCACAUCAUUCAACUCAUCCACGCCAUCAUCAUCAUCAUCAACAUCACAGGCACAGUCAUAGCCACGGCCACAACCACAGUCACAGCCACAGCCACAAUCAUAGCCAGAAUCACAGCCAUCAGCCAAAUCAUUCGCACAAUCAUCAUCAGUGUCGCUCGAAACGUAAACUACAAAAAUUGUAUUAUACGCUUUGCCGUUAGAUUUUUAUACCUUAUUAUUAAUUGA